AUGGUCUCUCUAGCACGAACUAUCCGAUCCAUACGUCGGGUUGGCCUCAAGGAAUGGUGGCAUCAGAUGCAGUACAUUGGUGAUGCCAAAUCAGGGAAUCUUAUGGGCAAGGACCAAUUUGGUAACCGCUACUUCGAGAACUUGAACGCAGAAGAGGAGGUGCCUGGUCGCCACCGCUGGGUUGAUUUCGCUCAGCACGAUUUCAACGCCACUCAAGUUCCUGCCGAAUGGCACUCUUGGUUAAGCCACAUCCGUAAGGAUCCACCCCCAGAAGAUCGUGUCAUGCAGAACCUAUCCCCCCCAUGGAAGGCGCCUUGGAUAGAGAACCUUACUGGCACUCGUGGAGUAUACAGGGCCUUCAACACGACUAAGCCCAAGAUUGAAGCUUGGCAGCCCAAAGUGAUCCCUCGAGGGCAGUGA
Molecule: messenger RNA, 420 nt
Organism: Postia placenta MAD-698-R-SB12
Lineage: Eukaryota; Fungi; Basidiomycota; Agaricomycetes; Polyporales; Adustoporiaceae
Exons: 5
Coding region: 1-420 (139 amino acids)
Biological process (GO): mitochondrial respiratory chain complex I assembly; response to oxidative stress
Cellular component (GO): membrane
Source: RefSeq, a predicted model, not a curated record